CAAUUAGAACAUCGUUCGCCGACGUUCCUGAUUUGGUUUCCAUGUGUUACCGACGUCGUCCUUAAGACAUUCACCCUUCGCUGGCCACCAUUUUUAGCUCUUCUUGGCGUCGUCAGCCCGUUCGACCCUCGCUUCCCGGCCAUCCGAGUAAUUGGAGUGAAGAUAAUUUUUUCGAAUAGAACAUUUUCAUGGGGAAGAGAAAGUCAACAGCGAAGCCUCCUCCUAAGAAACGAAUGGACAAGCUUGACACGGUCUUUUGCUGCCCUUUCUGCAACCAUGGAAGUAGUGUCGAGUGUCGCAUUGACAUGAAGAACUUGAUCGGGGAGGCUUCAUGCAGGAUUUGUCUGGAAAGUUUCAGCACUACUGUCAACGCACUGACGGAGCCUAUUGACAUAUACAGCGAAUGGAUAGAUGAAUGCGAAAGGGUCAACAAUCCUGAAGAUGAUGGUGCAUGAACAUUUCUGCCUGGUGGAUCAUGGGUCGAGCCUAUAUAUGUUGUGAUGAUCCUUAAUGUUGUAGAAUAAAAUAUGUUCCUAUGGAGUAUGUCGAACGGUGUGAUAUUGUUAAUUUAUACUCUACGGGUACAUUGCAUGGUUUGGCUACUUGCUAUGUAAUAAAUUGUUAUUUGCUUCGAAACUGUAA
Messenger RNA from Musa acuminata AAA Group (dessert banana), 642 nucleotides. Its product is annotated as transcription elongation factor 1 homolog. The transcript is spliced from 5 exons. Gene Ontology annotation, molecular function: RNA polymerase II complex binding. Gene Ontology annotation, biological process: transcription elongation by RNA polymerase II. The coding region runs from base 189 to 455 and encodes 88 amino acids. The record is from RefSeq and is a predicted model, not a curated record. Lineage: Eukaryota; Viridiplantae; Streptophyta; Magnoliopsida; Zingiberales; Musaceae. Gene Ontology annotation, cellular component: transcription elongation factor complex.